AUGGCGCCGCCCAUCCAUCGGCCACGCGCCUGGGAUGGCUGGCAAAGUUUUGUGGCUGCAUCCUGGAUUGUAUGGAGCAUACUCGUUCACACCACAGACGCACAGACAAGCUAUUCGCCCGGGCGGGCCGACACUCGCGUCGAACAGCUCAUACUCAACAACUCGUUUUCGUGUGCAGGUGGCCCCACCCUUUGCCCGGACGCGGGCACGUUCAAAUACGCUGGCGGAAACCUGACGGUCACUGUCGUGGAAAUGCGCAACUUGCCAGAGCUCGACUCGUUUGGACCGUUUUCGGUCUCGACGGAUGCGUUUAUUCGAGUCACUUUUGGCGUCGACGUCCUCGCGUCCGACCCGAUCCUCAACAGUUUGAAUCCAGUGUGGCCGCCGUGCGCCCAAGCGGGCUGCCGCGGAAAGCAAGACAUCAAACGGGACCUUGCGUUUGGCUACCGCACGUCCGGAACGCCAUUUCUCGUCGAAGUGCUGGAUUACGACGACGGGAUGGAAUUCGCCCACGAUUUCAUCGCGGCACUGACGGUGCAUGUGAUUUAUUGCUCGGCGUUUUCGAGCGUCGUGCAAUUCACCCCAAACGCGGGCGAGGACUCGUCGUUCGCGAUGCCCAAACAACCGGUCUGUGUCGAAGAAGUCUGGUUGCCGUUGGCUUCCGGCGCGUGCUUCGACAGCAGCGGCAACUUUACGGACGUGCCGUGCAUGCGACUGCGCCAAACUGUCGUACCGUUCCAAGUCAAAGUGGAGGAAACGUUCAUCCCGAACGCCCGCGUGGCAGGGGGCAUGGGCGGAUUCUACCCCGAAGUUCCCGUGAGCUUGUACACGAGCGUGUACGGUCGCGUGUGGACACCGGGCGACCAGCGGCUGCAAAACUACUACAAAAUGUCCAAGUCGCAAGGAGGCAUCCUCGUUCGACCGGACAACACGCGAGGGAUGAACAAUCACGCGGGAAACAAGUCGCUGAUCCCGAUCUACGGCUUCGCGCCGUUUGCCCGUGUGACGAUGAACUUUGACGCGGAGCUGUUUGUGUUUCGUCGGCAGACCGACAUCGAAACAGACACGUUGCUCGGGCCCCUCGAGUGGCUCGACCCGGCCUUGGGCUGGGUGAAGCAACAAGAGUCGGCCCAAGUCGUGAAUGUCGCUGAGGAUUUCGAUGCCGUGUCGAGGAACUUUACCGCGCACCCGGUCAACAAGUACGGCGACGCACUUGGCGCUGGCAUCAUUCUCGGCGUCAAUAUUCACCAAGACAACCCCGACGUCACGCUGUCCAUGUACUUUGCGGUCCUCGUGCCCAAAGUCCCCGGGCUCGGAACCCCCCCAGUGUACUCGAAAGAGUUUAGCCGCGGCCCGUUCCUCUUGUCAGCGCUACAGUUUGGUCCGUCCGUAGUCAUUUUGCUGUACAUGAGUGUGCAGUAUUGCCGCAAGAUGCACUGCCGUCUCGACCGCGUGCCAUCCUACUUGGCCGGGCUUGCGCUCCACCCCCACGACGACAACGGUCAGGCGAAAGACAGGUUGACCACAGCAGCGACAAGGACGCCGCCCGUCGCUGCGACUACAGCAGCCACGAAUGCCAAGGCGAACUCGAAGCCGAUGCCCGUCGUAGCGAUGUUGUUCCUGUGCUAUGACAAAACGCCGCACAACAUGGAUUUUCGACGCCACAUGUAUUACGCGACGAUGGCGGUCAAUACGUGCGUGCUCGCGCCGUUCUGCAUCGUGAUCACAUGGGGUGCGACGGCCGUGUCGACGGUGCAGCCCCCCGCGGUGGGGUUCUUCCUCAUAUUUAUUGGGUGCGGGGGCCUCGUUGGUGUCUAUGCGUGCGUCAAGUGGCAGCGCAUGGGGUGGCGCAUGACGCGCGAAAUCAUGUUGUGCAUGGCCGUCGCGUGCGUGUGCGGGUUUCUCUUUCUGUUUUGUUCCAUCUUUGCCGACCCGCGCGUGUUUUACGGAGGCACGCCGAUUGAAUUCUUCAGCCUCACAGCGUUCUCUCUCACGCUCAACAUGCUUCCGAUGAUCUGGCUUACGUUUACAAACGACAAGAAGAUCAUGAAGUCGCUGGCGCAAGUCCUCGCCGUCGUCACCGUCGGCAAGAAGGUCGGGCUGCUCAAGAAGAAGUUCAAAAACCUUGGGACGGUCGGCCUCAAGAUGGCCACAGCCACUGAAGCGCUCCGCCACGAGCGCGGGAUCAAGCCCGUCUCGCCGUUUGACGCGCUCCUUGGGCCGUACUAUUCGGUAGUCCGAACGAUUCCUGGGUUUGAACUGGCCGACAUUUUGCAAUCCGCAUUUGUAAACGACAAACCCACCAAGGCCAACCGACGGCUGUAUUUGACCGCGGUCGCGAUCUUGGCCGCCUACGCCAUCGUGGGCUACGUCCGGAGUGAAUACCCGACCCAAGGGAUUGGAAUUUUCGCUACGAUCCUUCUCUUAGACGCCACGCUCGCGCUGGUUUUGCGGGGGCAUCUCACGUGGUCGGCAGGGUACAUCUCGUUGCUCAUGGGGCUGACGCGCGUGAGUUUGGUGAUCUCCUGCGGCAAGUACUGGCUCCUCGGGCACACCCUGUGCUUUGCCAUUUUUGGCGUCGCGCUGUGCCGCGAAAUCGUCGGCCGCAACCUUCCCCGGAUGAGUGCCCAAGAAGCGGGCGGGAUCACUUUCUUUGGCCACGAAUACCAGCACGAGAAGCAGCUCGAUUUGAGCGCGACUCCCGAGUUUGGUCUUGGGUUUCUCUCGUUCUUCUUUCUGUUUCUGCUCGUCGCCGUAGCGUUUACGACGGACAGCGCCACUGGCGUCAAGCUGCCCAUGUUUGGACAAUUCUGGCCGCUCUGGGUGUUCGGUGUCCUGAGCUUUGUGAUUGUCUUGUUCACUGGCAUCGCACUCGCGAGCUCGCGCGCGUUCUUCCUCAUGAAGCAGCGCCUCCUCACCGAGUACGCGGCCCAAGUAUACCUCUACAAGCCGGGGUUUCGCCUGCCUUUUAUUCUAGCGGCCGCGUCGGAGCUCAUGGUCGUGAUGUCCGGUCUGUUUCUGUGGGCCGCAACAAAGUCGACGUUUAUCUUGUUGCUGUCGAUCUUUUCGCCGAUUCUGCUCAUGUUGUCCACGGUUGUGUUUGUCCAGUGGCGCAAGAACGACCACCGCCUCGUAAUUUGGCCGCCGGAAGACGAAGACGAUGACGUGGACGACGAAGAAUUUGACGAAGAGGCGGAAUUCGCCAAGGAAGCCGACGCGAUGCGCAACACAUUCGUGCUUCCAUCUCUCCGGGGGGGCGCGCCAGACGACUCGUCGAAUGAGUUCAAGAUGCCACCCCUGCCGGUCCUGAAAGGUGGGGCAGCAAUGCUGGGGCUAGGCGGGGGUGCUGCGUCCGUGUUGCAACUUGCAGGGAAAGCCAAACACCCAGCACCGGGAAACCAGGACGACGACCCUGCUGAUGAUGCCAUGGAAGCCGCAGCGAACGAAGCGGACACAACCGAAAAGCAAAACAAGAAUGCAGAUGAGCUAGAUUUAGAGGCCGGCGAAGUUGCCGUCUCCCCAGACAAUAGCAAUGGUCCUGACGGCACCAACCCCCUCGAAGAGGCCAACCCCACGGCCCCCAGCGAUGGAGGUAUGACCUCUUCCACGGCUGCUGCAUCGCCUGCACCCACCAAACGGACAUGGCGAGACAAGCUCCUGCAGUGUUUGAGCCGAAUGCCAUGCCGCCGACGUGGGGCCAGGUACCAGCGGGUCACGUCCCCGCGAAAUGACACGACCGCCGCGCCGCCAGUGGAGAUUGAUUUUGAAAAGAUGACGCUGUACCAAGCAUUCCGACAAGGGUACCUCCUGCAUGAGGACUACUUGACGUUAGGCUGCUUUGUCAGUCUCUUGGGCUGCCUGUUUGUGUUUGGCGUGCUCGCGUCGUUCACGGAAGCCCCCGCGUGGUUUGGCCACGUGCUGUGGGUCGCCGCGAUAGUGCUCAUCUUUUCCGUGUCGCCCGUGUUCAAGUGGUUCCACGUCCUCGACGUGACUGCGGACAUCCGCCAAAGCGUCGUCUUGAGCACGUCGUUGGCGUGGAUUAUGGGGCUGUACUUGUUUUUGGUCGUGCAAGACAUGCACUUGUACGACGUCCAGUCGCUGUGGAUUUUCACCGUGCUGGUGUUUUACCCCCUCGGGCUCCUCGUCGUCGUGGCGCUGUGCAAAUGGCGCGACGACAACUGGGUCUUGUCGAAUUUCGUGCGCCAGGCGUUUAUGGUCGUCUCGGGCGUCGCCCCCGUGUUUCUGUUUGAAAUGUACGUGUGGGUCAGUGUUCCCGUCGGCGGCGCGUUCACGUUUGUCGCGUUUACAGCGUACACGACCAUUUUCUUUCUCCGGCAAUGGGUCCGCAACGACUACUACCUCGCCCCAAAGUACCAAGCCGUCGCGAACCGCAUCAUUGUCGCGUGCGCGGUCGGGUUUGUCACGCUCGCCGUCCUCUUUGGCGUGAACAUCUUUUUUUGCUUUUCGAUUGCCAUGAUUGUCCUCUUGCUCAAGUUUACUAUCAACAUCGUGGCGAUUCGCAUGUGCCGCGAGCCGGACCUUGUCGUGUUCUACUCGCCGUACGUGUUUCCGAUCUUUUCGUACAACGCCGCGACAAACAACGUGACGGACGAGAACAGCGAAACGUUCAACGUGUACCGGGCGCUCCUGGUGGCGUUCUUCUGGGGCUGCAUCGGCGUCAUGUUCUUCGAUCCGCUCGGGUUUGGAAUCGGCCUCUCGUCGUUUUCGUUGCUUGCGUUCAUCGGGUACACGGCCAACUUGUGUUCCGUGACCCCCGUCCGCAUGGGGAUUGCCGCCAAGUACGUGAACGAAAGCAUCCUCCGCGAAGCGAGCACGGUCGCCAAGGGGGUGUUUGACGACCGGCGACAGCCACUCAUCCUCGAGUGCACGGAAUUCGUCGACCGCGAGCGACGUGAAAAGGAAGCCGAACUCGAGUACCAGCGGCUCUCGUAUGGCAAGAAAAAGUCGGCGUCGGACGUCGCCGCGCUCCAGGAGAUUGGGGUCGUCGCGAUGCCGCCGCGAAAGUCCGCCACCGACGUGGCGCUUGACAUUGACGACACGAUAUGGCAAUGCUCGAACCGACUACUGGACGAUGGAUCGACUGCUCGACGCAAGGAUGCGCUCUUCACGUAUGCAGACGUCGUGUGGGACAUUUUGCAGCACGGACGCGGACCAUUUGCGUACAUCGGCCUCUUUGGCUAUGGGUACAAGGCCCUCAUGCGAAUGAAGAAUCAUCGAGUGACUCGACGUUUGCAGCGCAUGAUGAUGUCGAAAGGUCAGGAAUUGCAAGCCGCGGCAGCCAACUCCAAGCUCCUUCAGGACGCCAAGACUUCUGUUGCAACCAAAACGAAAAAACUGAGCUUGGCCAUCACGAAAACCAGUCGAGACAGGACCGAGCUGAAGGAGCGACCGCAACCCACGAGCCCCGGCCAAGGGGGAAGCUUCAGCAAUGUCGACGUCGACCCCGAGACGGGCAACCCCCCCAUUGACGGCGUCGGCAGCAGCGAAGACAAGAAACCGUUGAUUGUCUCCCCGCACCCGCUUUCUCCGGACGAAGUGGACGAGCCGUACGAAUUUGUCGACUCGUUGGCGCAUUUGCACGCGUUGCCGGCAAAGGACGCGGCGCUGGACGUGGAAUUCUUUGAAGAGACUCGGUGCAUCAUCCACUUUCAGCUCAUGCUGUUGAACGCGGCGGAUGCACGCUUGUCCCGCGAGCGCGUGCUGUUUCAAAAGUUCCUGCGCGAAAAUCGGUUCAAGCUCAUGUCGAACGGAAUCAACCCCCCCGCCGACAUCUUCAAGACAUCGUCCCACGCGUCGAUUGAUAUCCCGCUGGUGGCGACGUGGCUCAUCUCGCUCACGCGCGAAGAGCGGCACCGAUUCCACACGCUCAAAGCCGCGUUUAGCGCUGAAAUGGACCGCAAAGACGCGAUCGUGGACGCCGAGGACGCAGCAAGUGUCGCCCACCAAAUGGAAGUGCAGGCGUAUUGGCAAACACGAGAGACCGAUAUGUGCCGGAAAAUGUACGAAGAGAGCGUCGCGCGACGCGUGCGCCGGGAACAGGAAGGCAUUGCCGUGGACGAGACUGUCCCGGAAGCCGUGAUCAAUGCCCACGAAGCGAUUUCGGAAAUCGAGUCGGGCUAUGCAUGCAACGUCGGCCAGUACGGUCGGUCGCUGCAGUUUGUCGACCCCGACUUCCCACCCGCAUACGCGUCCUUGGCAGGGUGUGCCAACGAAGCCGAAGUCGUCGACUGGCGGGUGUCGACAGCCAUCAACAUUACCGCCGGCCUCUUUGACGGCGGCACGGACCCCGACGACGUCCGGUUUGGCCGGCUCAACGACGGAUGGUUCUUGAGCGCAGUCAGUAUUCUCGCGGCGUCGGGCGGCGUUGACGAUGGCAAGGUCGACCCGGUCAUCGACAACCUGUUCAUCACCAAGCAAACGUCGUUGACCGGGGCGUACGCCAUUCGGCUGUUCAAGAAUUCGCAGUGGGAAACCGUGAUCGUCGACGACUACUUUCCCGUCCUCAGCGACGCGCACAAGAUGGACAUUUCCGCCGGCGCUGCGUUUGCGCAUAGCCGCCACUUUGAAGAGCUGUGGGUCCCCCUGCUGGAGAAAGCGUAUGCCAAGUACUACGGCGGAUACGCUACGCUCGAGCAAGGGUUUGUCCACCACGCGUUGGAGGCAUUGACGGGCCAUGCGUCCGAGGAAAUUUUCUUGUCGCAGGCGUCGCGGGGUGCGCGAAAGAAGACGUUGUGGAAGCAGUUGCUGAGCCACAAGAGCAACCGAUUCCUCAUGGGGGCAGGCACGAUCACGAGCGACAAUGCCGACCAUGAGAUCCUCGACACGGGCCUCGUCUUUGGAGCGUGCUACUGCAUCUACGACAUCCGUGAAAUCGACAGCCAUCAGCUCAUCAAGCUGCGAAAUCCCCCGGGAGAUCACGCCGAGUGGCGCGGGGACUGGGGGGACGACUCGCCUCUGUGGACUCGACGGCUCAAAAAGCACUUGGGCGUCCAAGCCAACUCGAACGACAACACGUUCUGGAUGAGCUUUGACGACUUUUGCAACGCGUUCCGGUGCUUGUACGUGUGCAAGUACUACGACCCGAACAAGUGGACCAAGUUAACCCACCAUGGGACGUUCUCGAUCAAGAACGAAACUGCAAGCGGCCUCCCGACGCGCCACAACCCCGACUGCACACUUGACAACAACCCGCACUACUCGUUGGGGGUGACGCGACCAACGGAAGUGAUUCUGACAGUCACACAGGUCGACAAAGCAGGUCUCGCACCCGUCACCGUGCUGCCGAUCGCGGUGUACAUUGUCCAAGGAACCAUGGCCGACCGAGCGUCCCGAGUCAAGGUGCUGGAUAAACUCCACGUCGUCAAGCACAGCGGUGCGCCCGUACGAGAGCGGCAGGUAUCGGUCAAAUGCGAAUUGCAAGCUCGCACGUACACAAUCUUGAUUGCGGCCUACAAGAAAGACAUGGAGGGGCCGUUUCAAUUGACGAUUCAAAGCAACUACGCCGUCCACGUGGAGCAAAUUUGGCCUGCUGUGUGGCGCGAGCCCAAACCGAUGAACCGUGCCGAGAAGAUGGCGAUGAAGCUCAAAGAAACGGUUGAGGACACUGCGGCCGGAAAGAAACUCGUGGCAAACGCGACCAAGUACAAGAACCGCAUUGCCGCCGGCCUCGAGGAUGCACUGCAAGACGAAGGCGACGACGUGGCGAAGCUCGAAGCGGAGAAAACCGCGGAAGAGAAGAAAGCGAAGAAGAGCCCAUGGAUCGAGCAAUGGGACGACGCUCAAAACAAGCCGUACUACUUCAACAAGGAAACGGGGCUCUCGCAAUGGGAUAUUCCGCCAGACAUGUGA
Messenger RNA from Aphanomyces invadans, 7869 nucleotides. RefSeq lists its product as hypothetical. The coding region runs from base 1 to 7869 and encodes 2622 amino acids. Gene Ontology annotation, molecular function: calcium-dependent cysteine-type endopeptidase activity; protein binding. The transcript has a single exon. Lineage: Eukaryota; Oomycota; Saprolegniomycetes; Saprolegniales; Verrucalvaceae. The record is from RefSeq and is a predicted model, not a curated record. Gene Ontology annotation, cellular component: cytoplasm. Gene Ontology annotation, biological process: proteolysis.